UUUAUGGGCAAGAAGUUACGGUCACAAUUAAAUGGUGGCGGACAAGGCCAAGGGGGAUUUGGUCCCUUUAUGAGUCUUUUGAUGGAUGAACGCAUGGGGACAGCAACCAGUAGGCAACAGAACAAUGUGGGAAGGGUGAUAAAGAGAGGAAAGAGCAUCGCCAUGACAGAAGCGUUGGCUAGAGCAGAGACAAUGGCUGGGUUCACCAGAGAGAGUGCUCCCUUCCACAGCACCUGUUUUAUUAUCAUAUAAAAAUCAGCUUGUGUGCAUUUUCCUAUUGAACUUCUUUGUGAAAUAAACUUUUAUAAC
Acinonyx jubatus (cheetah) is the source of this 309-nucleotide messenger RNA. Its product is annotated as small nuclear ribonucleoprotein G-like. The coding region runs from base 4 to 252 and encodes 82 amino acids. The record is from RefSeq and is a predicted model, not a curated record. Lineage: Eukaryota; Metazoa; Chordata; Mammalia; Carnivora; Felidae. The transcript has a single exon.